AUGGGAGCGACGGAGAGACUCGCAGAGGAGAAGGACGUGCGUAGGGAGCGAUAUCUGCUGGGAAUUCGACCUGGAUCGCAAGGGGGACAGCAGCAGCAGAAGCCGGAGAAGUGUCUUGCGUCGACCCUGCCGGGUUACACGGCGAUGAUCGCGCUGGCUGACUACGCAGGGCUGUACUUUCAUUUCAACGUGAAGGGCUCGACUCUCAAGGCAGCAGUGGAAGCGAGGACCGUUGCGAAUGGAGGCGCCAGCAAGGGAUGGUUCGCUAUAGGCUUCUCCAAGACAGGCAAAAUGACGGGCUCCGAUGUAGUUCUGGGAAAUUACGUUCCCUCCACCAAUAAGAAGCUUCCUGUGGGCUCCAAGCCGGGAAUCGGCGGUCCUCAACCAAGGCCCAUUGCUUACUUAAGUGUCAACGGUAGUAAGAGCGGAAACGGCACCAAGAAUGGUGGGACUGGGAAGAAGGGCAGCGGGGCUGGAAGCGGGAGUACGAACGGCACGAAAAGUGGUAACAGUGGUAACCCUGGCAGCGGUAACGUGGGCACGGGUGGCAAGAGGAAGGGAGGGUUGGUGGGCGCAUUCAACAUGAAGAGCCUUACCAUGGGGACCUAUGCAAUGGCGGACAACUUCAAAAUCGCGAACGCCUCCGUUACAGUCACGAAGAAUGGCACUGUAGUGAGGUUCGCAAGGAGUGGGCCUGGUGGGUCAGUACCAGUGAAGUAUGGUGGGCUCAACACGCUCAUCUGGUCCUACUCCUCAACUGGCGCUACCAAGGUGUUUGGGGGACAUAUGAGACACAGGGGCAAUGCAGUGGUGAAUCUGGCGUGCAAGCGUGAUCGCAUGCGUGAAGCAGAAUUCUCCAAAGCGCUCUACUUCCAUUUCAACGUGAAGGGCUCGACUCUCAGGGCAGCAGUGGAAGCGAGGACCGUUGCCGAUGGAGGGGCGAGCAAAGGAUGGUUCGCUGUAGGCUUCUCCAAGACAGGCAAAAUGACGGGCUCCGAUGUAGUUUUGGGAAAUUACAUUCCAUCCACCAAUAAGAAGCUUCCUGUGAGCCCCAACCUGGGAAGCACCGGCGGUUCAGAGUCAAGUGCGAUUAGUACUGCAACCGACAACGGCGCUGAGAGUGGUGUGACGGGGGAGGAAGGCAGUGGGGCAGGAAGCGGGAGUACUAACAGCACGGAAAGUGGUAACGAUGGUGGUACCAGUAGUAACAGUAGUAGUUAUCCUGUCAGUAAUAACGUGGGCACGGGUGGCAAGAGCAACGGUGGGUUGGUGGGAGCAUUCAACAUGGAGAGCCUGACCAUGGGGACAUAUGCAAUGGCGGACAACUUCAAAAUCGCGAACGCCUCCGUUACAGUCACGAAGAGAGGCACCGUAGUAAGGUUCGCAAGGAGUGGGCCUGGUGGGUCAGUACCAGUGAAGUAUGGUGGGCUCAACACGCUCAUCUGGUCCUACUCCUCAACUGGCGCUACCAAGGUGUUUGGGGGACAUAUGAGACACAGGUUGCUUUUCCACUGGACAGUAUCUGGUUCGAACCUCAACGCCGCGAUUGAAGCCAAGUCCACCAGCGGCGCCAGCGGGGGCUACGUCUCCGUUGGCUUCUCUUCGAACGGGAAAAUGUUCCCCGCGGACGCGGUUGUGGGCAUUAACGGGGGCUCCGUAAAAGCGUACAAACUGAACUCGUACACCUCGUACACGCCCAGCAAGGUUUUGACCAUCUCGCAGACCAGCCUGAAAGCGACCUCCAGCAGCCUUGUCGUCAAAUUCUCCCGGCCGGCUAAGGGAGGGCUGGUGAGCAUCAACCUGAACGGCAAGAACAACGUCAUCUGGGCGUUCGGGAAGAACAAGAAGUUUGAGACUCACACUCCGAAAGACCGCUGCGUCAAGUCCACGCUCGCGGGAUACACGUCAGCAGUCGACCUGAACGGAAAAGGGCUCAUGUUUCACUGGAGGGUCUCGGGAUCGACUCUCAACGCUGCCGUUGAAGCCCCAUCCAACAAGGGCUCGGUCUCCGUUGGGUUUUCUAAGUCUGGCAAAAUGUUCCCUUCAGACAUUGCCACUGGCUAUAGCGGAGGCUCCGUUGCAGCGUACAAGCUCACCAGCUACUCGAAGUUUUCCACCAGCAAAAUCAAAGUCAGCAGCGUCAAGUCCUCCUCUGCCGCCACUGCUUUUAAGUUCACUCGCUCUGGCAAUGACGGAUCCGUGUCCAUCAACUAUGCCGGUUCCAACAGCAUCAUCUGGGCGUAUGGCGGGAGCGGCAAGAAGCUGGCUGACCAUGGCAAAAAUCGUACUCGCUCGUCGUCCCUCGUCGUACUCGCUCUCUUCGUAGCCGCCGUAAGCUGCUUCUCUAAUGGCGCCGGCGUGCGCGGCGUGUCCGCUGCGCCGGUCCCAGUGGCGAAAUGCUUCAAAUCGACGCUACCUGGUUACACGAACGCCGCCACCCUCGCCCGAAAAGGGCUAGUGCUUCACUGGAAAGCCGUCAACCCAACCACCAUCAACUUCGCGUUGGAGGCAAAAGCCGCGAGCGGCGCUCACAAGGGCUGGAUAUCCGUCGGAUUCUCCAAGGCGGGCAAAAUGACCGGCUCAGAUGCAGUGAUUGGCAACCUGCCUCGGCCGAACGUGAUUGGUCCGUAUGUCAUGACGGGCAUCGCGAAAUCCUCGGUAACGAGGACGAAGAAGUUUGCGAUUACAAAGACGAGCGUGGUUACCAACCCCAAGGGAACCAUCAUGAGGUUUACACGUUCGGGCCCUAGGGGUACCGUUCCUGUGAAGUAUGCUGGGAGGAACUUCAUUCUGUGGGCCUAUUCCGCCACUGGCAAGUCCAAGGCCCUGGACAACCACUCUCCGCUGAACAGAGGUGCUGUGAUAAUCAACUUCGGCUGUAAGGUGUGA
Messenger RNA from Closterium sp. Yama58-4, 2889 nucleotides. The record is from the annotation of a GenBank genome assembly. NCBI's taxonomy places the organism in Eukaryota, Viridiplantae, Streptophyta, Zygnematophyceae, Desmidiales, Closteriaceae.